Messenger RNA from Helianthus annuus (common sunflower), 1396 nucleotides. Its product is annotated as diacylglycerol O-acyltransferase 2D. Gene Ontology annotation, biological process: triglyceride biosynthetic process. Lineage: Eukaryota; Viridiplantae; Streptophyta; Magnoliopsida; Asterales; Asteraceae. The transcript is spliced from 9 exons. The record is from RefSeq and is a predicted model, not a curated record. Gene Ontology annotation, cellular component: endoplasmic reticulum membrane. Bases 128 to 1138 code for a protein of 336 amino acids. Gene Ontology annotation, molecular function: diacylglycerol O-acyltransferase activity.
AACAAAAUAAGAAUACGAAAACAGGCGGGUACACAUCGAGUGUGUCACCCAAGUCAAUCGAUCAUUCUUGACUCUUCUAACUUAAUUACCUUUCGUACAACUCCCAAAGCUCUUCGUACAACUCGUCAUGUCCACGACGACGGAGAACACAAACGGAACUUCGCCACAACCACCACCACCGCCACCGAUGUCCACACCAACGCCGGUAGAGUUCACCGGAAAACCACAGCCGCUCAUCCACACAGCACUCGCAAUGAUAGCUUGGCUCGGCUCGAUUCAUCUCAACGUGUUCAUCGUUCUCGCUUCGUUUUUCCUUCUUCCGAUUCACAAAUUCUUCGUUGUGAUUGGAAUGCUUGUGAUCUUAAUUGUGAUUCCGAUUAAUGAGAGGAGUAGAUGGGGAAGAGGUUUAGGCAGAUACAUAUGCAAGCAUGCUGUCGGUUUUUUUCCGGUUACGCUGUAUGUGGAGGAUUAUAAAGCUUUUGUUCCUGAUCAGGCCUAUGUUUUUGGGUAUGAGCCUCAUUCGGUCUGGCCGAUUGGAGUUGUCGCACUGGCAGAUCUUACGGGAUUCAUGCCUCUUCCUAAAAUAAAGGUCCUUGCCAGUACCGCGGUGUUCUAUACACCGUUUCUGAGGCAUAUAUGGACAUGGCUUGGACUAACGGCUGCAACCAGGAAAAACUUCUCCUCUCUCCUAAAAGCUGGUUAUAGCUGCAUAGUCAUACCAGGUGGCGUUCAGGAGACGUUUUACAUGGAUCAUGAUUCUGAGAUCGCCUUUCUGAGAACAAGAAAAGGAUUUGUACGCCUUGCAAUGGAGACUAAUUCCCCCUUGGUUCCAGUUUUUGGUUUCGGUCAGUCCUAUGUUUACAAGUGGUGGAAGCCACGCGGGAAAUUGUUCCUGAAAUUGUCUCGGGCUAUAAGGUUCACUCCGGUUUUCUUCUGGGGUAUACUCGGGUCUCCUAUACCCUUCCGGCAACCAAUGCAUGUGGUGGUUGGUAGACCGAUACAUUUCAAGAAAAAUACAACGCCCACCAUGGAAGAGGUUUCAGAAGUACACCGGCAGUUUGUGGAUGCGGUUGAAGAUCUAUUCGAGAGGCAUAAAGCGAGAGCCGGUUAUCCUAAUCUUCAGUUAAGAAUUAUGUGAACAAAUGGCACACUAUCGACAGCAGUACACGGAUGUCCUUAAAAAGUAUGAAACUUGGUUCGGUUUGUACAAACUUAGAAGAUUUAUCAUAUUCUGUCGAUAUUUAAGCAUCGCUUCAUCUUACAUGGUUUACUUCUUCACUCACUAACUUUCAAAAAGUUUUUCAAUUCAAACAUUUAACAUUUCGCAUGGUCGUACGGAUGCCAUGUAAACUUGUACACAGAUCUACAACAACUAUACAAGCAUAUUUUUUCUUCA